This is a messenger RNA of Candidula unifasciata, 306 nucleotides long. The record is from the annotation of a GenBank genome assembly. NCBI's taxonomy places the organism in Eukaryota, Metazoa, Mollusca, Gastropoda, Stylommatophora, Geomitridae.
AGGCCAUCAAGAUCACCAAGCAUCCAGAUCCUGUCAACGAAAUCAACACAAAUAAAGUCAUUGAUAUCAGCGUGCAUGCGACUGGAGACGAAUGCUGCCCGAUCACCUACUCCUGGUUCCUCAACGGUGUCAUGAUACAUGAUGAACUUGAAAAACCUCCAUAUAAAAGAGGUCCUGGUGGAUCAUUGUUGUUUGACCCUAGAAAUGUCUCCGAUGACGUUCUGUCUUCCCGCACCGGAGGCUACCAGUGUAAUAUUUCUAACAACUAUGACACAGCGAUGUACGAGUUUACUGUUGUAGUUAAAG